GGUUAACUGGGAGUACUGAGAAAUACCAGUGUCUAGGUGGGAAAGCUCUGUGAUAACUUGUUCCCUCUGCAUCCUAACCUCUUCCCUCUCCCUCCCAAUCCAGUUUUGGGUUUUUUGUCUUUUUUUUUUUUUCUUCUGGUCUGCUCUCCCUUGAAGUCUUUCGUUUCCUAGGAAUGAGCAAUUAAGAAGAUGAGGAUUAUAUUUUUUUUUCUCUUAACAAAGCUUUGUCACGUGCCCAAUCCAACUUGCAGCAAGUUGCAAAGAAAAAUAUCGCCAGGAGGGUUUAGCUGCUCUUCAGUGUUUCAAAGUUCGGCACUCGGCGUCUUUGCUUUGCCCGUGUGCCCGGUGUUCCACAGUCUAUAGGAGGGGAGAAAGGAAGGGAAAAAGUGACGAGGUGGGGGAGGAGGAUGGGGGGGAUAAGCACAGAGCGGUGAGGCGAAACAAGAGACAGCGGUUCCCCCACCCCUGUGUUUCUUUCUUUCUCUACCUCCAGUAUAAGAGGUGCCUUCCCUAGAUUGGGUAAUUUCGAAGAGGUGGGUUUUUUCCCCCCUCAAACUUUUCCCAGUUCUAAGUUGGGACCAGGGUGCGUGCAUGCAUGUAUGGGUAUAAGCGGUAGAGGGAGCUUACCCACGCAAACUGGUAGGCACCAUCCCUGGGGAUUGCUGCUGCCAGAGGCAGGGGAUAUCAUCAUGGAGAUUUCGUCAAAAGAAAAUACACAGUUUUUCUCAAACAACGUAAUCCUGCCAGCUGACCGAUCUUCAUUCAAAUCUGAAUCUUCUGCUUCUAAGGAAAAACAAUCAUGUUGUGGAGGCAUAAAGAUAUUUAUUGGUGCAUUAUCUUUUGUUUAUUUUGCAAAAGCACUGUCAGGAAGUUAUCUAAAAAGUACUAUCACACAAAUAGAAAGAAGAUUUGAUAUCCCUUCCUCUUUGGUUGGCGUUAUUGAUGGCAGUUUUGAAAUUGGGAACCUCCUAAUCAUAAUUCUUGUAAGCUACUUCGGAGCGAAGCUUCACAGGCCAAGGAUAAUUGGUGCAGGCUGCUUAAUUAUGUCAGCUGGAACAUUCCUAAUUGCGAUGCCCCAGUUCUUCAUGGGACGAUAUAGGUAUGAAAGAUUUCCUUCCAUCAUCAAUUCAACGGGUAGCCUCUCCCCAUGUCUACAGGAAAAAAGCCAGAUUCCACUCUCAGCCUGGGAAAAAUCUCAAGCUAAAAUAAAUGGAGGAUGUGAAAAAGAAGUUGGCUCAUCCAUGUGGAUCUAUGUUUUACUGGGAAAUCUCUUGCGUGGAAUAGGCGAAACGCCUAUCCAGCCUUUAGGAAUUGCAUACAUUGAUGAUUAUGCCAUUGAAGAGAAUGCUGCCUUAUAUAUUGGCUGUGUACAGACAGUUGCAAUCAUAGGCCCAAUAUUUGGCUUUCUUCUAGGAUCCCUGUGUGCCAAACUUUAUGUUGACAUUGGCUUUGUAGAUCUGGACAGCAUAACAAUAACUCACAACGAUGUGCAGUGGGUGGGAGCUUGGUGGCUGGGUUACUUAAUAGCAGGUGUGAUUAGUGUUCUGGCUGGCAUCCCAUUUUGGUUCCUGCCCAAGCACCUACCAAAACCCGAAAGCAGAAAGGACUCCAGUACCUCUUCUGAGCAGUCAAAGUUCAUCACUGAGGAUAACAUGGAGCGACAGAAAUCUUAUCAGCAGCAUGUGAAGUUUGCUGAGAUGGCAAAAGAUUUCUUGCCAUCACUGAAGAACCUUUUUGGAAAUCCAGUUUAUGUUCUGUAUUUGUGUGCAAGUAUCAUUCAGUUCAAUUCUUUAAUUGGCAUGGUGACAUAUAAGCCAAAAUAUAUUGAACAGCAGUAUGGGCAAACGUCUUCAAAAACGAAUUUUGUUAUAGGUAUGCUAUAUCUGCUUCUUGAUAACUUAAAAACUGACAUUUUAGGAUUGCGCAGCAACGGAGGUGUAAUGAAAAAAUUCAGAAUCAAUGUUCUAGGGGCUGCAAAACUUUCCCUGGGAUCAUCUUUCUUUGGUUACCUUUUACUUCUUUCAUUGUUUGCGAUGGGCUGUGAGAACUCGGAAGUGGCUGGGCUGACCAUGUCGUAUCACGGAACCAAACAGAUAACUCAUUAUGAGCAAGCUCUGUUUUCAGAGUGUAACUCAGGCUGCAUAUGUUCCAAAAAUGACUGGGAUCCUAUAUGUGGGGAUAAUGGAAUUACCUACAUUUCUGCUUGUCUUGCUGGCUGUCAGGCAUCCAAUGGAAGUGGAAAAAAUACUGUAUUUUAUAACUGCAGCUGCGUGGGAAUUUUAGAAUCUCCUUCAAGAAGCUUCUCAGCUGUGGUGGGACCAUGCCAAAAAGGAAAUGAAUGUCCAAAAAUGUUUCUAUAUUUUCUGGUAGUAUCGGUUAUCACUUCAUAUACUUUGUCAAUAGGUGGCACACCUGGAUACAUACUACUUCUAAGGUGCAUUAAACCGCACUUGAAAUCAUUUGCGCUUGGGAUCUAUACUCUGGCAGUAAGAGUGCUUGCCGGAAUUCCAGCCCCAGUGUAUUUUGGAGUGGCAAUAGAUACCACUUGUCUGAAAUGGGGAAGCAAAAGAUGUGGGGGAAGAGGAGCAUGUAGACUCUAUGAUUCCAGUGCACUCAGAUACGUAUAUCUGGGACUGACUUUGGUGUUGGGCACCAUGUCCAUUUUCUUCAGCAUCACAGUCCUUUGGGUCCUAAGGAAAAGGUCUGCUCCACAAGACGAGACCAUCUCAGCCAACGGAAGAGGCGCUGGUUUGACAAAGAAGAAGAGAGACAAUUUUGUCAAUAGUGACCAUUUGCUUCAGACAACUUACUGGCCAGAAAAGGAAACUAGACUUUAAGAAGAUCGAGAUUUUGACAGUGACUUUAUAGAGUGAGAGGUGUUCCAAGCAAAAAUUCAUCAUCAUUAAAGCUCUUUAAGUGAGGUAUCCUCUUAGUAUACACCCCAGAAAUGUUCAUCUUUCUGUAAUUUUCAUUGUAAAUAUGAAAAACAAAAGACAAACAUUUUAGAAUGGGUAUAGCUCUGAAAACACUACUCAACAUUUGUCCUGCCAAGUCAGUGCAACUCAAAGGAGAGAAUUUGCCAGGACUAAGGGGGUGCAGCUUGCUCCCUCUCUGAAAAGUAGGUUUUAUGGCUGCUCCUCAGCUCUGUUUCUCCAGGUCUAGCCACAACCGUCGCUGCUGCCCUUGCUUACAUCUGCACGUGAGAGGUGCUGCAUGGGCUAGCUACGGUGCUCUUAGCCUUAUUAUCGACCCUGCAGAGAGCUGGUACACAAAAACUAUUUUGUAAAUGGAAGGUGCAGAGAAUAUCCUGCACUGAUUCUCACACAAAACUCCCUCUUGCAAACAGCCCAGCACAGGGUAGGAGGAAGGUGGUUUACUGGAAUGACAAACCAGCUGCAGGCUUUGAGCAUCCCGUCAAUUCUACCCAUAACACUUGGGCCAUCAAAUGUUGUGGGUAGGGUUUUCUUUUCAAGUACACUCCAGCUCCAUUAUAGCACAACAUUAACAGUAACGAAAAUUGUUAUUACAACAGUCAAAGAUUCCGUGAGAAUAUCUUCCAAAGGAAACUGAAAUGAAAAAUAGAGCUUUUUUAGGUUUCCAGCAGUUUCUUCCUACUUGCUAAUACUCAAUGUACUGAAUAAUUCCAUGCAAUUUGUGCAGUGUAAUAACACCAUGAUACAACAUACACAUGAUUUAUUUUUUAAAAAGCUAUGACAAGAUUUCUUGGGAAUAAUAAAAUAAAUUCAAAGACUGA
Molecule: messenger RNA, 3754 nt
Organism: Struthio camelus australis
Lineage: Eukaryota; Metazoa; Chordata; Aves; Struthioniformes; Struthionidae
Source: RefSeq, a predicted model, not a curated record